CUGGCGCCAGGUUCAGUUGCAAUCGAGUCGUCCUCAAGUGAGCACACACAUACAACUUGCGCACCGGCUCCUAGCUUUCUCUCUUUCACCUUUUCAAUCUUGACCUCCCCGUUCUUUCCAUCGCAAUCGAAAUCCCAUCUUUCUUCAAAUCUCUUUUCACGUUGGCCUUGUGGAUUUUUUUUUCUGCUUUCCUGCCAACGAAACAACAAUAACAACUGACUUCUUUGAAUCAACACUGUUCGUCCGCGCAACCGCCAUUUAAAAAACAACUCCUGGUGCCAUCGAUCCCGUCCCAACGCGGAAACCCAGACGAUCGACGUCCACAGAUAACCUCAUUCUUUUAAUUCAUUCGGAGGAUUUGACAGAUCGACUGUAUCAACAACAACAACAACAUGUCGCCGGCUUUGGUCAACGGUAGCGGAGGAGGCGGAGGAGGAUCGACCGGAGCCUUGACGUUAAGGCGCGGACCGAUCGCCGCAGAGUUCCAAGGACCCGGACCAGCGGCCGUUUCCCUGCCCUCAACCAUCGGUAAAAGCACCAGCGAAUCCACUAAAGGAAGGGCACCGGCUUUCAGUUUUGGAAUUAGGCACAACCCGGGAAAGACGAGCUUGGGUCCCGGUCCCGGCCAGUACAACGUCGCUCGACUUCAUCACAAAGGUAAAGAUGACGGUCCGGCUCCUUCCAUCAGCGGUCGUCCGAAGGAGAGUAGACACGACAUCACGCCGGCACCGGGAGACUACAAUCCGGAGAAAGGAGGAAAGUUUGUCGGAGAAUCGUCGCCGAGUUUCACGUUCGGGGCUAAAGUGAAGGACGAACGCAAAGACAACCUUCCAGCUCCAAAUGCCUAUUCUCUGCCGCCUGCCUUGGGUACCGGGUUGGCUCCCGCUUUUUCCAUUUCUGGACGAGGCAAGUCACCAAUCGAUGAACGCGUUCUCAACCCAGGUCCAGGUGCCUAUGAGUCGGGCAACCAGGACAAGUACAAGGCCCGUUCGCCGUCCUACUCCAUCUCCAGCCGCACCAACAUACCGACAGACCAAACUCAAAAGCCAGGCCCAGGGGCGCAUUCGCCGGAAAAGAUAAAGCAGGAGUCCAGUCCCGCUCACACCUUUGGCAUGAAGCACUCGCCCUACUUAGGCAAGCUGAAAGGGUUGUGAAGGUAAAGGCGAAACACCAACCGUCGAGGGGCGUGCCGACUCUUACGAGGAUGACUCGACUUCAAUCAACGCCAAUCUUUCCCCCCUUCUCUUCUACACUGUGUCUCCAGCAGCCGGUGUGUACGUGCGUGCAUAUCAAAUUCAACGUCGUGACAUAACCUCUCCCUUAGACUUGAAUCUACUUCAACAAAAAUUGAAAUUCCCUUUUGAAAAACAAAUUUUUCCGUUUCCUCGCGCUUAUUCCCCAACUGAUGGCUCCCCCUUGCCAGAAAUGCACAUUCCAACAUAAGUUAUGUGAAACAUUGAUGACUUUGGUCCAAGCUUUAGACGUGCGGUACUUUUUUUUUUAGUAGAUUGCAGCAGAUGCUCUACCGAGUUUUUAUCGUCUUUUUCUCCCUCCUCUAGAUCUUCCUUUUUUUCCUUUUGUUAGUUUGUAAACAUAUAAAAAAAGAAACAACGUUAAAUGCUAAUUCUGACACUCGAUCCCAUCUCUUCUUCCUUCCCUUUAUAGUUACAUAGCCAUUGUGCCUUUUGGUAGAUUUUUACGAUUCCUUAUUCUGCAUCAUUGUAGUUCGCUCCUUUUCGUCUUGGGGAUGGUAGUAGGUCAAUGCCGCUUUACCAAUUUUUGCAAACGUUUUAUUUUACCUUUUUUUCCAAUUUCUUUUUUUCUACUGUGAUACUGCGAGGUAGUUAUCGCUUCUCUUCCUUUCACCGACCAGAGCCCACCCAUUUCGAUUUUCAAAAUAAAUAAAACAUCUGCGGCCAUUCAUAAUGUCCUUCGACGAUUCACUUUUCCUUGGAAUCGGCAGGUCGGAUGUUUUUCGGGUUUUUUUUUUUAAAGACACGCACCAAGACAUACACACGUAACUGCGUAUAAAAAUAAAAAACAGCAAAAAAAAAUCGAAUAAUUAGUUUUCUUAACUUGCGAGUUGAAAUGAUUUCACUUGUAUUGGCCAUAUGUUGCGCUACAUUAAUAAACUCGCAGGUUGUUGACAUGGAA
Daphnia pulicaria is the source of this 2154-nucleotide messenger RNA. RefSeq names its product outer dense fiber protein 3-like. The record is from RefSeq and is a predicted model, not a curated record. The transcript is spliced from 8 exons. The coding region runs from base 393 to 1154 and encodes 253 amino acids. NCBI's taxonomy places the organism in Eukaryota, Metazoa, Arthropoda, Branchiopoda, Diplostraca, Daphniidae. Gene Ontology annotation, cellular component: cytoskeleton.